AUGUUCUCCUGGCUCCGGCGUUCGGCACCGACAACCCACCUCGACCCCGUCGACGCGCCAUCUCGCGCCUCGCCGCCUCUUCCUCCUCGCGACCCCUCCCCCUCGACCGACCUCGCCGCACCCUCUCCCCCACCUGCGUCCGCCCCUCGCUCGUCCUCUCCACCAUCGAGCACGAGCGCGCCCGCCGCAGAAGACGCCCGCACCGCCCGCAACCGCAAAAAGCGCCAGCAGAAGAAGAAGUCGGCCCAGAGGCACAAGCGCCAGAGCACCACCGCGCCCGGCAGCGAGGCCGGUGACGGCGACGACGACGACGAGCGCGAGCCGGACGACGACGAUGUCGGCGCACCGGCGCCAGAGGCCGACGACGACUUGAGCUACCUCGAGCGCAUCGGCGGCCUCAAGCGCCAGCGCGAGGACAAGGCGCGCGAGCUCGCUGCCGCGGCAGCAGCGGCGGGAGGACGAGGUGGCGGUGCGGUACCAGGGGCGGCAGGAGCAAGUGCAGCGGGCGGCGCGGUGGGCUCGGUCGGGGCGUCGGCGGCGGGUGCGAGCGGCGCAGCACGAGCAGGCGCACCGCUGCACGACGCGUUCGCGCUGCCGGGCGAGGCGCCUCUCGACACGCGCGGCGUCACGGCGGGGCCGGAGCAGAUCGAGGCGGCGCAGCUCGUCGGCGAAAUGUUGCGCCAGGGCAAGAUCCGGCCGGGCGCGACGGGCCCGCUCAACCGCAUCAGCGGCUUGCCCGACGGCGCAGGCCAGGUCAACGGCCUCGACAUCCCGUCGACGCACGAGUUGCGCAAGACGGCAAAGGAGAACGGCCUCGUGCCGUUCACCGACGACCGCGGCAUGCUCCGGAUUGGCGUCCGCGUCGCGCCCGACGUCGUCCUCAUGCACCCCAAGGACGGCAAGGGCGAGCCCAUCCUCUUGCGCAUGUAGCAUCCUGCAUCGAUGCCCUUUUCGCGGCCC
Rhodotorula graminis WP1 is the source of this 960-nucleotide messenger RNA. RefSeq lists its product as uncharacterized. The coding region runs from base 1 to 930 and encodes 309 amino acids. NCBI's taxonomy places the organism in Eukaryota, Fungi, Basidiomycota, Microbotryomycetes, Sporidiobolales, Sporidiobolaceae. The record is from RefSeq and is a predicted model, not a curated record. The transcript has a single exon.